Molecule: messenger RNA, 1419 nt
Organism: Linum tenue
Lineage: Eukaryota; Viridiplantae; Streptophyta; Magnoliopsida; Malpighiales; Linaceae
Source: the annotation of a GenBank genome assembly
AUGAAGUCACUCAUCAUCUUCCUCACCUUGCUGGCCUUGCAAUGCAUUAGAGCCACAUCGCGCGUCUGCCACGUGGACGACAUGGCGGGGCUCCUGGCGUUUAAAUCCGGCAUCACGUACGAUCCGUCGGGCAUGCUCGACUCGUGGAAUGGAACCGACUGCUGCUCGUGGUUCGGCGUGACCUGUCUGUCCAACGAUCGGGUCACCUCCCUGUGGCUGAGCGGUCAGCCCGACAAACCUGAUGGAUUCCUGUCGGGCACCAUCUCGCCGUCCCUCGCGAAGCUGAGGGACCUCGACGGGCUCUACCUGAUGAACCUGAGGAACAUCACGGGUAAGUUUCCGGUUUGGUUGUACGGGUUGCCCAGUCUCUUGUUUGUCUACCUGGAGAACAACCGGCUCUCGGGUCCACUACCGGUUGACAUAGGCAAGUUGGGGACCCAACUCGACGUGUUGAGUCUGGAAGGGAACCGGUUCACUGGGUCGAUACCUGAAUCCGUAUCCCAAUUGACCGGUCUGACCCGGUUGAACCUAGCCGGGAACUUGAUCACCGGGAAACUCCCCGCCGGCAUUCGCAGCCUCAGAAACCUGACCCUGUUAGAACUUGAUAACAACCGGCUCUCCCAGCCCAUCCCUGAGAUUUUCUCGUCUUUCCAUCAGCUCAGGUUUCUCAACCUUUCCCACAACAAAUUUUCCGGGAAAAUCCCCAGCUCAAUCUCGUCCCUUUCCUCGACCUUAGCUUACCUCGAGCUCGGCCACAAUUCCCUCGCCGGCCAAAUCCCCAGCUUCCUCGGCAAUUUCCAGACGCUCGAUACUCUGGAUCUUUCCCACAACAAUUUCACCGGGACAGUCCCGAAAACUUUCUCGAACCUCACAAAGAUCUUCAAUUUAGACCUUUCCCACAAUUCCCUCGUCGAUCCCUUCCCCGUGAUGAACGUGAAAGGCAUCGAAUCGCUGGAUCUAUCGUACAACAAUUUCCAUCUGGGCAAAAUCCCCAAUUGGGUCACUCUGUCUCCGAUCAUCUACUCCCUGAAGCUGGCGAAAUGCGGGAUCAAGAUCGAUCUGACUACUUGGAAGCCGAAGGAGACGUAUUUCUACGACUACAUCGACUUGUCGGAGAAUCAGAUCUCCGGCAGCGCGAUUCCGUUGCUGAACCGGACGGAUUAUCUGGUGGGUUUUCGGGCCGCCGGAAACAGAUUGAGCUUCGAUUUGGGGAAGCUGAAAUUUGCUGGGACGAUGAAGGAUUUGGAUCUGUCGAGGAAUUUGGUUUUCGGGGGAGUGCCCAGCUCAGUUUCCGGGCUGGAGAAGUUGGAUUUGAGCCGGAACAGUUUGUGUGGGAAGCUGCCGCCGACCAAGUUCCCGGCGAGCUCGUUUGUGGGGAACAAGUGUCUCUGUGGAUCGCCUUUGCCUGCUUGCAAAUAG